AUGCAUUCCCACGUCGCAGCUACCGUCUUCGCUGUCGCCACUGGCGUCAGCCUCGUCCAGGCCCACGGAUACGUCGACUCCUGGAACAUUGGAGGUGUCGAGUACAAGGGUUUCGACCAGCAGUACCAGACCGACGCGUCGCAGCUUGACGAUUUCAUCGCUUGGUCCACGACGGCAUCUGACAACGGCUUUGUCGCUCCUAGCGCCUACGGAGACGCCGAUAUAAUCUGCCACAGGGGUGCCAAGAACGGAGUUCUGAACAAUGCAACUGUUGCCGCCGGUGAGAAGAUCAGCAUGACCUGGAACACCUGGCCUGAGUCUCACCACGGUCCCGUCAUUGACUACCUUGCGCCUGCGGAUGACCCGACUACUGUCGACAAGACCACGCUCAAGUUCAUCAAGAUCCAGGAGGCCGGCCUCAUCUCCGGCUCGUCCCCAGGAACCUGGGCCAGCGACGAGCUCAUCAGCAACUCCCUGACCCAUGAGGUGACCAUCCCGGCCAACCUGAAGCCCGGCAACUACGUGCUCCGUCACGAGAUCAUUGCUCUGCACUCGGCUUCCAACGCCGACGGCGCUCAAAACUACCCCCAGUGUGUCAACCUGAAGGUCACUGGCAGCGGUACCGAGCAGCCUGAGGGAACUCUGGGAACGGCGCUGUACAGUGCCGAUGAUGAGGGUAUCAACUUCAACCUCUACACCACCUUCGACUCCUACCCGAUCCCCGGCCCCGCGCUGGCUUUCAGCAGCACCAAGAGGGAGGAGCCCGCCCGCAACCACGCCCGUGACUUCAAGAGCUUCGUCCAGGACGUCAACAACUUCUUCAGCGGCAAGACCACCAAGACUUCGGAGGAGACUAAGAACUAA
Messenger RNA from Diaporthe amygdali, 864 nucleotides. RefSeq lists its product as uncharacterized. The record is from RefSeq and is a predicted model, not a curated record. The transcript has 2 exons. The coding region runs from base 1 to 864 and encodes 287 amino acids. Lineage: Eukaryota; Fungi; Ascomycota; Sordariomycetes; Diaporthales; Diaporthaceae.